AUGCCUGCCCGCCUCACGUUUUUCUGGCGUUCUCUCCGGUUACCAUGGCGCACACGCGUCUAUGUUGGCUCUGAUCUUUCUGGCAACACCUAUUACGAAUCCCUCACCCGUUUUCAUGAUCGAACGAGACGUACAGUUGAUUUAAACCGUCCAAUACCCGUUGCAGAGUAUCGCGAACAUGACUUGCCUGUGCAAUGGCAGAGCUGGUUGAAACAUACCAGGUUCGACCCGCCCACGCUACAAGAGUUGGAAGAGGAUGAAAGGAGAAAGCGCGUCAUGAAAGAAAAGGUCAAAUUAUUGGAAAGUCAGUACGCCGACGAGAAAAGGAAAAGGUUAGAAAAUGCAGAAGAGCGACAAGUGGACAAGAGUCGAGAUGGAAAAGAAGUUGCAAGACAAGAAUCGUUAGCUGAAAAGUUGUCAAAGAAACCUAUCCCCAGUGAUGACUUUCGACCCGAGGAAUGGAUACCGGAUUCAGAUAAGAAGCAGGCCUAA
Molecule: messenger RNA, 492 nt
Organism: Paraglomus brasilianum
Lineage: Eukaryota; Fungi; Glomeromycota; Glomeromycetes; Paraglomerales; Paraglomeraceae
Source: the annotation of a GenBank genome assembly